Molecule: messenger RNA, 5517 nt
Organism: Chelonus insularis
Lineage: Eukaryota; Metazoa; Arthropoda; Insecta; Hymenoptera; Braconidae
Exons: 4
Coding region: 1-5517 (1838 amino acids)
Biological process (GO): DNA integration
Molecular function (GO): nucleic acid binding
Source: RefSeq, a predicted model, not a curated record
AUGGCAGACAAACGGUUAAUUUCGCCUGCAAAAUCGGACUACGUCGAUGUAGCCGGAGACAAUGAGUCAGUUGAAGGUAUUAGUGAGACAUUAGAGCAAGCGAGUGUAAGCCAAGCACCAUCACCAGUUCCAGUCGACUCUCAGGCAGAAGGUACCAGUGGAACAACACUCAAAGUACCCGGAAAAGCAACAACAUCACGUGACAGGUCAAAGUCACCACCUGCACUGGCAAACACCACAUUAUUUAAAUUGACGUCUCAAAUGUCCAGGUAUGAGCAGCUUCAAUUUAUGCAGCAAGACGUGGCUGAUCUUGUGCGACAGCCUGCUCUCGUCACAAUGCCCAUAAUCGAGGCGAAACUAUCACAACUCAACGACCUCUGGACAUACUUUGUGGUGGAGCAUGAGGCAUUAGGAGUAGGGUGUCGGUUGACACUAUUCAAACACCAGUAUAUGACCGACAGAGUGUAUGAAAGUGCUUUACGGCUUCAUUACCAUAUAGAGUCAACUCUCCAUCGUGUUAAAUCAGAGCUACACGAGAAAGACAUCCAGAAGGCCAUCGAUGAUUACAAAGCCUCUACACAGCAGACAACUCCAAUCAUAUACAGACAGGCAACUCUCCCAGAGAUCCCUCUCCCAACAUUCGCAGGCGACUCAUCAACGUGGACGCAGUUUCGGGACAUGUUUACGUCCCUCGUUCACGAUCGGGAAGAUCUCAGGCCAGUAGCCAAACUACACUACCUGAAGGCCAACGUAUCAGGUCCCCCACUUCAACUGAUCCGUCAUGCUGUAAUGAAUGAUGAUGGGUAUGAGCCAGCAUGGAAUCAGCUCAAGGCCAGGUACGAUGAUCCAGAACAACUCAUCUUUGCCCACAUCAAGGACCUGUUCAGUGUGACCACACCAUCAUCAAAGUCAGCUGAACAACUCGACAACCUGGUGGGAGUAGUACGGCAAAACUUGGAUGCCUUGAAGGCUCUCAAUGUACCUACAGACGCUGCAAAUUAUUUUCUGGUGUACCUGGUGGCCAGUAAAUUGGAGCAACCGCUACGUGAGGCGUGGGAACUCGAGCGAAGUAGGUCUCGCUCACCGACAACUCUUGACCGCCUACUCUCAUUCAUAUCAACCAGGGCACGUGCAAUGGAGUCAGCGCAGGAAGCAGCUCGGCACGCAAAACGGUGGCCUACCCCAGUAGUCACCAGAAAAUCAAGAGCGCAACAGUCUACUCACCAGCAGACGACUCACCCACAGACAACUCGAGCCUCCAGGCAUGCGGCGCAAAAACGACACGCAGACUACCCGUGUGAUCAAUGCAGCAGCCUAGAUCACUACGUGGCUGACUGCGAAGCGUUCGCAGGACUCUCACAGCAAGAAAGGAGUAAAGAAUGCUUCUCUGAUGACUCGACGGAAAGGAUGACCUUAGCAUAUGAGGUUUCGGCCUCAGGAGGGUUGAGGGUCCUGGAGGAAGAGUCAGAAGGUCUCGUUCGAUCUCCUACAGCUGAAGAAAAGAGUCAAACUCACACUAGUCAAAUCUCAGACGACUCACAUGAUUCAACAAUCACCAAGAACACUACAGACAACUCAGAUAUCCAUGGAAGACUCUCUUCAGCACUCAGGGCAGCAGAAGAUCCAUGCACUAACGAGUCUCCAGUUCAAUCAGACAGCUCAGCAGUCUUACUCGUCACAGCCAAUGCAGUAUUACUCUCAAACUACUCUCAGCUUCCAGUAAGACUCCUGAUAGACUCAGGGUCUGAGCUGACGUUCAUCUCAUCAAGUGUGGUAAAGACUUGUCAUCUCCAACGUCGUCCAUCAGUAAUAUCAGUGCUGGGAAUUGGUAACGAACCAGCUGUACAAACUAGAGGAGUGACAACAGUGACACUUAGAUCAACUCACACACAGGAGCAAGUUACAAUUAAUGCUCAUAUCCUCAAAUGUGUCACUGGUACUUUACCAACCAGACAACUCAAGGAACUCAACUGGUCAGCUCUCAACUCUCUGCAACUUGCUGAUCCGGACUACUCAACUCCAAGACACAUUGACAUCUUAAUAGGAGCAGAUUGUUAUGGUCUGAUUGUGAAAGCGGGCAUCAAACAAUGUCCGCAGUCAUCUCUAAUAGCCCAAGAGUCCAUCUUUGGGUGGAUGCUCAUUGGAAUGCCACAACCGACAAGAUACUCAAGUCAGAGAACUCAUCACGCAGCAAGGGUCAACUCAUACCAGCAAGUAUCUGAUCUCUUGACAAAAUUCUGGGUUCAAGAAGAAGUUCCAGAGACUUCAGCCAGCCAACUCAGCCCAGAUGAUCAAUCUUGUGAAGAUCAUUAUGUUACGACUCAUUCAAGAGAUCAAGAUGGGAGAUAUAUUGUGAGAAUACCACUAAACGCAUCACCAUCUCUUCUAGGCAACUCAUCAGCGAGAGCUCAUCAGUGUUUACUACACAUGAUCAGACGACUCACAAAGAAUGACUCAUAUGCACAACUCUAUCACAACUUUAUGCAAGAAUACGAGUCACUGAACCACAUGACACGAGCCAAGGCAAGUCCAAUCAACUCUCCGGUGUAUUAUUUGCCUCAUCAUGGUGUCUUAAGAGAAGACAGUCUGACUACAAAACUUCGUGUAGUAUUUAAUGGCUCUAGUCCAUCUUCUAGUGGUCUAUCAGUGAACGAUAUUCGACAUACUGGUGCCAAAGUCCAGAAAGACAUUGCAGACGUACUCAUUUGGAUCAGACAGCAUAAAUUUGUGUUCACAUCAGACAUCACAAAGAUGUACAGACAAAUCAAGGUACAUCAAGAUGACUGGGAUCUCCAGAGAAUCCUGUGGGUGGACGAGCACUCCAAGAUAAUCCCAUAUCAACUCAUAACGGUCACGUAUGGUACCAGGUCAGCCCCAUUUCUGGCUGUUCGUACAAUGAUCCAGCUAGUAAAGGAUGAAGGUCAUAAGUUCCCUCUAGCUGUUGAUCCACUACUAAAAGGAAGAUAUGUGGACGAUAUUUUUGGAGGUGCUGACACCGUGAGUCAACUGAUAGAUAUCUCAACCCAAGUCAGACAACUCUGCAUGGCAGGUGGCUUCCCGUUAGCGAAAUGGCACAGCAACUCACUUCAAUUCCUUCAAUCGAUUACAGACAACUCAUCAGAAGAGCAGAUCCACUCAUUUGAGAGCAGCAAAACGAAAUUACUUAGGCUCUCGUGGAUUCUAGCGAACGACUCAUUCAAGUUCAACUCAAAACCUCCUCGUGAGAAGUCCAAGCUCACAAAGAGAAUAAUUUUAUCAGAAACAGCACAACUCUACGAUCCACUUGGAUUUCUAGCACCCUUCAUUGUCAGAGCAAAGAUGUUGCUACAAGAAAUCUGGCUAGAUAAAAUUUCCUGGGAUGACCAAGCCCCAGAUCACAUCAUCACCAAGUGGAACAGCUUCAGAUCAGAACUCUCACAUGUCUCAGACCUCUCAAUUCCACGAUGGUUACGGAUUACUCAGAAAUCGACCGUGGAACUUCAUGGUUUUUCAGACGCCUCACAAGCAGCUAUGGCAGCUGUUGUUUACAUACGGACUACUCAUCCAGAUCAUGGAACUUGUUCAACUAUAGUCUGCUCAAAGUCUAAGGUUGCUCCAUUGAAGAAGAUGUCUAUUCCCAGACUCGAACUCACCGCAGCAUUGCUGCUUGCCAGACUAAUCACUUAUGUAAGGACCAACUUAGACAUUCAGCCAACUCAACUCUCUCACUCAUCCCGUUGGAAGGAGUUUGUAAGAAACAGAGUGUCAGCAAUUCAAGAUCUCACUCCAAUCAGCGUUUGGAGGUUUGUACCUGGCAAACAAAAUCCAGCGGAUUGUGCUUCUCGAGGUAUCAGCAUAUCCCAGCUUCGGAAGCACCCCCUGUGGUGGACAGGACCACAGUGGUUAACAGCAGACGAAUCAUUAUGGCCAACUCAAUCAUCAGUGUACGAUUCAAAAGCUCAGCAGGAAGAGCGGCCCGGGCUCACUUUAGUUACUCAGACAAUUCAACAUGAUUAUCAUUGGGAUAUGAUAUACAGACAUUCUCGGCUAAUCAAAUUGCUCAGAGUGACUGCAAUUUGCUUCAGAUUCAGCCAACUCCUCAGACGAGUACCGCAGUCAUCUCUCACCUUCCCUCUUACGCCACAAGAAUUAGAGAGAGCAAGGAUUUUUUGGAUAAAGGCAACUCAAGAAUCGUACUUCUCACAGGAAAUCAAGCAGAUCAACUCAAAUUCACUGCCCGUCUCACACCCCCUCGCACGAUUGACAGCAUUUAUUGACACUCAAGGAGUCAUACGUGUUGGAGGGAGGUUAGCAAAUGCUAGCUUGGACCAAGAAGCAAAGCAUCCUGCAAUCCUACCACAGAAAACUCAUUUUUCCAGACUAAUCAUUGUUGAUGCUCAUGAAAGAACAUUGCACGGUGGGACGCAGGCAACUCUGAACCUCAUACGAUCAUCGUACUGGAUCAUUGGCGGACGACUCCCAGUACGAUCCUAUAUUUAUCAUUGUAUGAAAUGUGCUCGUUUACGUGGCGAACGAGCGAAGCAGUUAAUGGGUCAAUUGCCGUUAUCAAGAAUCACUCCAGCCCGACCAUUUGCCGUCUGUGGUGUGGAUUACGCUGGUCCCAUCACGCUAAAGACUUGGAAAGGCAAAAGCGCCAAAACAUCUAAGGGUUGGAUGUGCAUUUUUGUGUGCUUCGUUACUUCUGCGCUUCAUUUAGAAAUUGUAACAGAUUAUUCAGCAGACUCAUUUAUUCCAGCGUUCAGAAGGUUCACUGGACGUCGAGGUGUCUGCAGAACUCUCCACAGUGAUUGUGGCACCACAUUUCAAGGCGCAGACACGCUCAUCAGACAACUCUUCAAGCAGGGGACUCAACAGUUCAGUCAACUCGCAGCUGUAUUUGCAAAGGAUGGAACUGAUUGGAAGUUUAAUCCACCAGCUGCACCACAUAUGGGAGGAAAGUGGGAAGCUGCAGUCAAAUCAGUAAAGUUCCAUCUUAACAGAACGAUAGGCGACUCACUCUUUACAUAUGAAGAGCUUUCCACACUGCUUGUCCAGAUAGAAGCAGUCCUUAACUCCAGACCACUCGAGCCUCUCUCAGCCGACUCUACAGACAUCUCAGCAUUGACUCCAGCACACUUCUUGGUUGGUGAACCGCUAGUAACAUUACCAGAGCCUUCACUGGAAGAUGUGCCAAUGCCACGCUUGUCCAGGUGGCAAUUUAUUCAGCAGCGACUCCAAUCGUUUUGGUCAACGUGGUCAAAACAAUACCUUCAGCAGCAACUCGCCAUUUCCAAGUGGAAACACCCCUUUCACAACAUCACAGUCGGCUCACUUGUACUACUCACUGACGAGAGGUUUCCACCAACGAAGUGGCCUCUCGCCAGAGUGAUUAAGGUGUUCCCAGGAUCAGACGGACUCAUCAGAACAGUCAAACUCAAGACAGCAGCAGCAGAGCUCAUCAGACCACUCACCAAACUAGUCAUCUUACCAUACACUCCACCAGCAGAAGAUCAGCAAAGGCUGAGUUCAAAUCAUUAA